AUGGCUUCUCUUCAGGAUCAAAUUGCCACUCAAUUACAGAGCAAGUCACUCCCUGUCUCCCCAUCCUGGCUGAACUCCUUCGUUUCUUCGUCCGCAGCCUUCCAUCGUAAUGUCCCUCUCUCCGCCUUGACCCAAACCGCUUUGUUCCGCUUGUUGGCCUCGGAUUUCCGAGACUCCCUGAUGAUUAACACGCAGUCCUCCCUCCUCCCCGUCGAUAUCUUCAAUCCGACUGUGCAGGAAAGAUGCAUUCAGGGUCCGAUUCCCGUCCAAGUCAUGGAUAUCGAAGAUAUCGGUUCUAGUCUGUGGAGCCAAGUCGAGGCGAUCGAGCGUGUUGAGCGUGGAGAAGCGAUACGAGGACGGGAGAUUAUCCGGACCGUGAACGUGGGCGAAGGUAGUGAAGAUCAUUCGGGUGGUGCGGCCAAUACUGCUGGACCCAACGGAACGGGGGAUACCGAUGGCCCUCAUCGAUUGAUUGUUCAAGACGCUGGAGGGACGAAGGCUGUAGCAAUUGAGCUGAAGCCGGUCAAUGGCAUUGCGCUAGGAAAGCUUCAGAUUGGGGCGAAGCUGCUUCUGCGUAAUGUGACGGUCGCGCGUGGGUUGAUGUUGUUGACGCCCGAAUGUGUUACCAUAUUAGGAGGAAAGAUCGAAGCCCUCGAUCAGACGUGGAGGGAGGGCAGAAAGGAAAGGCUAUUGGCGAGGAUUACGGGGGAGGGAGAGCAGGCGCAACGAAGCUAG
This is a messenger RNA of Aspergillus tanneri, 735 nucleotides long. RefSeq names its product OB fold domain-containing protein. The record is from RefSeq and is a predicted model, not a curated record. NCBI's taxonomy places the organism in Eukaryota, Fungi, Ascomycota, Eurotiomycetes, Eurotiales, Aspergillaceae. Gene Ontology annotation, biological process: resolution of meiotic recombination intermediates; double-strand break repair via homologous recombination. The transcript has a single exon. Gene Ontology annotation, cellular component: RecQ family helicase-topoisomerase III complex; nuclear body. The coding region runs from base 1 to 735 and encodes 244 amino acids.